AUGGUUAGCAACAAGCAACGACCCCCUUUCCGUGCCGAGCACCUUGGCUCGCUGCUGCGCCCAGCCGAACUGACCGAGAAGCGCCUGAAGCUUGACAAGGCCAAGGCCCUCGACAUCGUCAAGGACGAGGAGCUCCAUGCCAUCGAGGACAGGUCGAUCAAUGACAUCGUCCAACUGCAACUCGACCUCGGCUUCCAUGCAAUCAACGAUGGCGAGUACCGUCGCCACCAGUUCUGGGGCACCUUCUUCCCGAACCUCGACGGCUUCGAAGAGAUUAUGAACCCUGAGUGGGACAUGUUCCGAAUGUAUGUCCCGGAUACUGCUGCCUUCACCGAGUCGGGCCACAAACCUGGCGAGACAAUUGUUUGCACCGGCAAGAUCAAGCAUGCUGGCAGCAGCUACCUUUCCGACUGGAAUUACCUGAAGAAGCUUGUACCCGCAGACCGAGUAAAGGAGCUGAAGGUGACUCUGGCUGCCCCUGAGUGGUACCACCUUCGAUAUAAGAAAGGCAAAGCAUACCCAAAGGAGGUAUAUGCCACCGAUGCUGAGUACUUUGCCGAUAUCGCAGAAGCGUACCGGACGGAGCUCCAGGUUCUGUAUGAGAACGGCUGCCGAAACGUCACCAUCGACGACCCCAACCUGGCAUACUUCUGCGCGGAGAAGAUGAUUGCGGGUUUCAAGCAGGACGGCGAGGAUCCCGACGCGCUUUUGGACACAUACGUCCAACUAUACAACGACUGCAUCAGCUCGCGCCCGUCAGACAUGCAUGUCGGCAUCCAUCUCUGCCGCGGAAACUUUGCGUACAGCAAACACUUCUCGGAGGGCGGGUACGACCGCAUCGCCACCAAGCUCUUCAAGGAUAUCAGCGCCGACACGUACUUCCUGGAGUACGACACGGAGCGAGCCGGCACCUUCGAGCCCCUGAAGGAGCUUCCUCCAAACAAGAACGUGGUGCUCGGUGUGAUCACCAGCAAAUUCCCCGAACUCGAGGAUGUGGCCAAGACGCGCGAGCGAAUCUUCGAGGCUGCCGAUGUUGUCGCCGGCGGUGCGGGCCAGACGCGGGAGGAGGCGUUGAAGCGGAUCGGUGUCAGUCCGCAGUGUGGUUUCGCGAGUCACCACCUCGGAAAUUCAGUGACGAGGGAGGACAUGCUCGCGAAGCUGAAGCUCGUCCGCGAGCUCGCCGACUCGAUCUGGCCUGGAGCGCCGUAG
This is a messenger RNA of Anthostomella pinea, 1209 nucleotides long. The record is from the annotation of a GenBank genome assembly. NCBI's taxonomy places the organism in Eukaryota, Fungi, Ascomycota, Sordariomycetes, Xylariales, Xylariaceae.